This is a messenger RNA of Hyalella azteca, 1071 nucleotides long. Its product is annotated as sodium-dependent dopamine transporter. The record is from RefSeq and is a predicted model, not a curated record. The transcript has 6 exons. Gene Ontology annotation, cellular component: neuronal cell body membrane; presynaptic membrane; neuron projection. The annotation marks the transcript as partial. Gene Ontology annotation, biological process: sodium ion transmembrane transport; dopamine uptake involved in synaptic transmission. Gene Ontology annotation, molecular function: dopamine:sodium symporter activity. NCBI's taxonomy places the organism in Eukaryota, Metazoa, Arthropoda, Malacostraca, Amphipoda, Hyalellidae.
AUGGACGUUGAUUCUCGACCGCCGGAAGGAAUCGAAACGGUGCCGGCACGCGGCCAGCACCACAAACCUGGCAUCGUAAAUACGCCGGAAAUGGACGCAAUUGAACCGGAAACCCACCGCCGGGACUCGGCCAAAUCCGGCGACGAUUUUGCGGAUUUGCCGACCCCGGAUUUGGUGCCGGAAUUCUCAGUCCGCAAAAUCCCGAUCAGCUUGGGUGGACUGAGCCUCAAAAUGCGUAAAACUGCCCACAAGUCCACAAGAAAAACCGGUCUUCUUGGAGAAGAAGAGAAAGGGGACUUAUGUGGAAAGGACGUGGGUGAAAAAGACUCGGGGGAAAGAGAUGUGGGUGAAAGGGACGGGGGUGAAAGGGAGACGUGGGGGAAAAAAGUGGACUUUCUGCUGUCGGUGAUCGGCUUUGCUGUGGACUUGGCUAACGUCUGGCGCUUCCCGUAUCUGUGCUACAAAAAUGGCGGAGGGGCGUUCCUGAUCCCCUACUGCCUGAUGCUGGUGCUGGGGGGCAUCCCUCUGUUCUUCAUGGAGCUCGCCCUGGGGCAGUACAACAGCACGGGCGCCAUCACCUGCUGGGGGCGCCUGGUGCCCCUCCUGAAGGGCAUCGGGUUCGCGGUCGUGACCAUCGCCUUCUUCGUGGACUUCUUCUACAACGUCAUCCUGGCCUGGAGCCUGCGGUACUUCCUAUCAUCCUUCACGUCGCCGCUGCCCUGGUCGCACUGCAACAACUCCUGGAACUCCCCCAACUGUAGGGAGCUAUCAAUCCAGGGGAACCUGACCCCCGCGGUGGGGGGUGGGGAGGGAAUCUCCCAGUGGGGGAUGGGGGACCAGAACGUCACCCAAUGGGGAGUGGGGGACCAGAACUUCACCCAGGACGACUCCCCCAACGCCACCUUCUACCCCCCAGCCCACGAAUACUUCUACCGGGAGGUCCUGCAGCUUCACGAGUCCUCGGGGUUCGGGGAUUUGGGGUCCCUCAAGUGGGACCUGGCCCUCUGUCUACUGGCCGUCUACCUCAUCUGCUACUUCUCCGUCUACAAGGGCAUAUCUACCUCGGGCAAG